AUCUUCAGUCUUCGUUGACAUUUGUGCUUGACCAUAGUCUUCAUUUUUUUGUUUGUAGACGCUCCUUUUCUAACAUCCCAAGACGAUGAUUCUUAUGUGGCGUUUGCUGAUCGUCGCCAACGGGUUGUGUACCCUGGGUGCCGCAUCUCACGCUCCGUUAUCUGAGAAACAGAGGGAGUGUGUUCAUGAAUCUUCGAUUGUGUCUCUUGAAUUAAGUGGAUGUGAUGAUGACAACAGUCCUGAAGCGUCAGUGUCUCACUACACCAUUUCAAACGUAGAAGACGGUCAGCAUCAUCAAAAAAAUAUGCUCAGCCACUCCAAAGAGCAGGAACGGACUUAUGCUACUACAGCAUAUUACAACAGCGACUCAUCGGUGUUAGAUGGUGCAGACUCUACUUGGCACACUGAGAUCAGUCACAGCCAGAAAAAAGUGACAGCCACUACUCGACCGGUCACUCUCACGGCCAUGUCUGACGUAAUCACAGGGUUGUCAGAGCAGUCAAAUUCGACUCUGGGAACGCAUGUAGAAGCUGUGUCCUUUGUCAACAUUAGUGAGGCAGUAACUUCCGAGGAACCACAAGUCUCGAUCCCUGCAGAGAACGCCAAAAAAACAGUGAAACCUGCUGUUGUAAUUGUCAUUUUGAUUUGUGUUAUUAUACUUACAGCAGGAAGCAUUCAAUGUUUUAGAAGGUAUAACAGGCGAGGUGUAGCCGUUAUUACAAGGAUGACUGAGUAACUACGAAUAUCUAGGUUUACAUUUUAUGAGCCUUUGUUAUUCCCUUACUUGCUCUUUCCAUCCUACCCACGUAGCCCUCUCUGCAUCUCUAGGCAACUUGAUACCAAACGCUUCUGUAUACAUCAUCUACUUUACGUUUCUACUCCUAAGAUAAUUACUGGGUAAUAUCUUCUGGCAAAUGAACUAUAGUAAACUGGCCUAUUAAAGUAAUUUGGAAGCUGUUAUCUCAUGUUUAUAAAUGAUUUAGUACAUUUCAAACGUUAGUAAUUAUAAUGUAAUGGUAACAUUAAUUAAAAAAAAUAUUUGUAU
Molecule: messenger RNA, 1045 nt
Organism: Schistocerca gregaria
Lineage: Eukaryota; Metazoa; Arthropoda; Insecta; Orthoptera; Acrididae
Exons: 4
Coding region: 86-736 (216 amino acids)
Source: RefSeq, a predicted model, not a curated record